Drosophila melanogaster (fruit fly) is the source of this 2226-nucleotide messenger RNA. RefSeq lists its product as uncharacterized. Bases 96 to 2195 code for a protein of 699 amino acids. Gene Ontology annotation, biological process: proteolysis. The record is from RefSeq and is marked reviewed. The transcript is spliced from 3 exons. Gene Ontology annotation, cellular component: mitochondrion. NCBI's taxonomy places the organism in Eukaryota, Metazoa, Arthropoda, Insecta, Diptera, Drosophilidae. Gene Ontology annotation, molecular function: metallopeptidase activity; metalloendopeptidase activity.
GGCAACAUCGGGUUGACUUCACCGGCAGCUGACUUCUCAUGUAACCAUUUCGUUAUAAACAAGCAAUUUAAGUGAUCCGAAAUUGGGGAAGUGCCAUGCUAGAAUUUGGUCGAACAUUGCUGCGCUGGAGAACGCGGCACUGCAGUCGCAGAGUCUCUACGUGGACGCCGCUGGCUACGGCGUUUAAUGCGCCACCGGCUAGGCGGAUCAACUUCACCCACGACGAUGUUGGCCUCUUUGGCAUGCCCGAACUGCGGAGUUUUGAGGGCUUCUAUCUCCUUCGAGACAAUGUGGAAAGCCGGACGCAGGAGCUGAUCUCCGAGGCCACCUCCGAUCAACGACGUCGAAAGAUGGUCGACAUUUUUGACGAGCUUUCUGACUCAUUGUGCAAGGUGGCGGACCUCGCAGAGUUUGUUCGUAUCGCGCAUCCUCAGAGCAGAUACACCCAAGCAGCAGAGCAGGCCUGCAUAAGCAUUUGCGGAAUGGUCGAGAGCCUUAACACGCAUAAGCCCAUCUAUAAGGCUUUAAGCCACGUAGUGGAUCAUGGAGAUAAGCUGCCCACCAGCGAAGUGGACAGACAUGUGUCGCGUUUGUUCCUUUUCGACUUUGAGCAGUGUGGAAUUCACUUGCCCGAGGAGGAACGUAUGCGUGUUGUGCGGCUAAAUGACUAUAUUCUUCAGCUCGGCCAGAAGUUCAUGAGUGGAGCUGUGCAACCUAGUGUUCUUCCACGCAGCCAAGUCCCUGAGUCCUUUCGUAACUACUUUCCUACCUCUGGGGAAAAUGUAAUUAUCACUGGACUGUGCACAAACGCAGAGAACGUUCAGAUGCGGGAGGCUGCCUACCGGUUGUACCUGCAGCCGUCAAAGAGCCAGGAGGAUCUUCUCCGAGACCUACUGCUUUGCCGGCAUGAACUGGCGCGUAGCUGUGGCUUCGAUACAUAUGCACACCGGGCACUCAAAGGUAGCACGAUGGAGAAACCCGAAGUGGUACGAGAGUUUAUCGACGAGCUGUCGGAAAAGCUGCGACCGCGCGCAGAUUGCGAUUUCGCCCUGAUGUCACAAAUGAAACGCCGUGAAGGCGGGAAGGCGGAUGCAAGAGCCGAAGUUUGGGAUACGCCGUAUUAUACCAACCAGCUGAGGCGGCAAUUAUUUGAGGAGCACGCCAACGAGUUCCUGCCAUAUUUCUCUCUUGGUGGUUGCAUGGAAGGUCUGGACAAUUUGCUACACGCGCUUUACGGUAUCCGUUUGCAGAACACAGAUUUAAAGCCAGGCGAGGCCUGGCACAACGACAUCUACAAGCUCGCCGUUGUCCACGAGAGGGAAGGACUGCUAGGCUACAUUUACUGUGACUUCUAUGAGAGAGUGGGGAAGCCAAAUCAGGACUGUCACUUCACCAUCCAGGGCGGCAAACGUAUGCCGGACGGCUCCUACCAGCUCCCCGUGGUGGUGGUCAUGCUGGGUCUAGCGCAACCGCGGUGGAGUGGACCGACGCUUCUGUCACCAGCGCGAUUGGACAACCUGUUUCACGAAAUGGGUCACGCAAUGCAUUCGAUGCUAGCUCGCACCGAGCAUCAGCAUGUGACGGGAACGCGCUGUUCCACGGACUUCGCUGAGGUCCCCAGUGUGCUCAUGGAGUACUUUGCGGGCGAUCCCCGUGUGUUGCGAACCUUCGCCCGCCACUUUCAGACCCACGAACCCAUUUCCGAGGACAUGCUAAGACGCCUGUGUGCUUCCAAGAAUCUGUUCGCCGCUAGCGAGACCCAACUUCAGGUUUUCUACUCAGCGCUGGACCAGGAAUAUCACGGAGCAUCGGCGCGGCAUGGCCAAAGCAGCACAGACACCUUGCGCUCAGUACAGGAUCAUUACUACGGACUUCCCUACGUAGAUAACACUGCGUGGCAACUGCGGUUUUCCCACCUAGUUGGCUACGGAGCCAAGUAUUAUGCCUAUCUUGUUUCGAAAACAAUCGCUUCCUGGAUCUGGCAGACGUACUUUGAAGCCAACCCAUUCAAUCGUCAGGCUGGUGAGAAAUAUCGGGCCGAAAUUCUGGCCCACGGAGGAGCAGUUCCCAGCCGUAAGUUGGUGGCCAACUUUCUGCAGCGCGAGAUGACACCCAGUGUUUUGGCCGACAGUCUUAUCACAGAGAUUGACACCGACGAGUCGAAAAUCAAAGACCUUAUGAUAACAAGAACUUAAUACAACAAACAAAUAACAGCUCUCUUCUAAU